CCAUAACUCUCUCCACUCUCAUCAAUCUCAAAGCUCAACUCACACUUCCUUCUCCUCUGUCACCUCUCUUCGCAUGCUCUCACUCUUCAUCAAACCCAUCUCUCACUCUUCCCGAAUUAUUUCCUUUUUCUUAAACUUUCUCCUUCACUGCUCAAAGAGGAAGUACAUUCUUGGGACUCUCUUUCUUCUUCUUCUUCUUCUUUCUUCUUCACCAACUCUGCUUCUCUUCCAUAUUAAUGGAAGAUAUUCAUUGUUUCAAGAACAAAUACUUCUUUUAUACCCAUCUGUUAUUGCUUCUACUAUCUUUAACCUCUCAAUCUGCUUCAAGCCAGAGAUGGGAUGGAGUAAUUGUAACCCAAUCAGAUUAUCACACUCUUCGAGCAAUAAAAAAUGAACUAAUUGACUUUAAAGGGGUUUUAAGAAGCUGGAAUGACAGUGGCUAUGGUGCUUGUUCUGGCAGUUGGGCAGGAAUCAAGUGUGCUAAAGGACAGGUUAUUGCUAUUCAGCUUCCAUGGAAGGGACUUGGUGGUAAAAUCUCAGAAAAGAUUGGUCAGCUUCGAGAGCUUCGAAGAAUUAGUUUGCAUGAUAAUGUUCUUGCUGGUAAUAUCCCUUUUUCUCUUGGUUUCCUUCCAAAUCUUAGGGGGGUUUAUCUAUUCAACAACCGCCUAUCGGGUUCUAUCCCUCCUUCAAUUGGUAACUCUCCUAUGCUUCAAACUCUUGACUUAAGUAAUAAUUCUCUUACUGGUAUAAUUCCUCCCAGUCUUGCUAAUUCUACAAGGUUAUAUAGGCUUAAUUUGAGUUUUAAUUCCUUAAGCGGUUCUAUUCCAUCUAGUUUUACUAGCUCUCCUUCUCUUUCUUUCCUUGCUCUGCAACAUAAUAAUCUUUCUGGCUCUAUUCCGGAUUCUUGGGGGCAAAAUGGGAACAAAUCUUACCAACUUCAGUUAUUGACUCUUGAUCAUAAUCUUAUCUCUGGAAAGAUUCCAAUGAGUUUGAGCAAGUUAGCUUUGCUAAAGGAGAUUUCUCUAAGUCAUAAUCAGAUUUCUGGUAGCAUACCUGAUGAAUUAGGGAAACUUUCUUGGCUGCAAAAGCUUGAUUUUUCAAAUAACGCUAUCAAUGGAAGCUUUCCACCUAGCCUUUUCAAUCUUUCUUCUUUAGUCUUAUUGAAUCUUGAAAAUAAUCGCCUUGACAGCCGAAUCCCAGAAAUUGUAGACAGAUUACAGAAUCUUUCAGUGCUUAACCUGAAAAAUAACCAAUUCAAAGGGCCCAUACCAGAAAGCAUUGGAAACAUUUCUAGUAUUUAUCGACUUGAUUUAGCACAAAAUAAUUUUACUGGAGAAAUUCCACCUUCACUUUCAGGCUUAUUAAAUCUCACUUCUUUCAAUGUUUCUUAUAAUAAUCUUUCUGGUGCUGUUCCCUCUUUUCUCUCAAAAAAAUUCAAUUCAACCUCUUUUGUUGGGAAUCUUCAGUUAUGCGGCUAUAGCAUUUCAACUCCUUGUCCUUCUCCUCCACCUGUCAUUCUUCCGUCUCCAACCACAGUUGGGCCAGCGAAAAAUCAUCAUCACCGGAGACUUAGCGCUAGGGACAUUAUCCUGAUAGCAGCUGGUGCUCUCUUAAUAGUUUUACUUCUGCUCUGCUGCAUUUUGCUCUGUUGUUUGAUGAGAAAAAGGGCUUCUUUGAAACAACAGAAUGGUAAAACAGGGAUAAGGGCAGUUGUAGGGAAAACUGAGAAGACAGGAGCGGCAGGCGGUGCAGAAAUUGAAUCAGGCGGGGAAAUGGGUGGAAAGUUAGUCCAUUUUGAUGGGCCAUUUGUGUUUACAGCUGAUGAUUUGUUGUGUGCAACUGCGGAGAUAAUGGGGAAAAGUACUUAUGGAACAGCAUACAAGGCAACAUUAGAAGAUGGCAAUCAAGUUGCUGUGAAAAGGUUGAGAGAAAAGACUACAAAGGGGCAGAGGGAGUUUGAAACUGAGGCUGCUGGACUUGGAAAGAUUCGCCAUGAAAAUCUCUUAGCGCUUAGAGCCUAUUACUUGGGACCCAAAGGAGAGAAACUUCUUGUCUUUGAUUACAUGCCUAAAGGAAGUCUAGCAUCCUUCCUCCAUGCUCGAGGACCUGAGAUGAUCAUCAAUUGGCCAACAAGGAUGAACAUAGCCAUGGGCAUUGCUCGCGGACUAAACUACCUCCACACAGAAGAGAAUAUGGUCCAUGGGAAUUUGACAUCAAGCAACAUACUACUUGAUGAGCAAACCAAUGCUCAUAUUGCAGACUUUGGCCUUUCUAGGCUUAUGACAACUGCUGCCAAUACUAAUGUGAUUGCUACAGCCGGAACACUUGGUUAUCGUGCACCCGAACUCUCAAAGCUCAAGAAUGUGAACACAAAGACUGAUGUGUAUAGCCUUGGUGUUAUCAUUCUGGAGCUCUUGACAGGAAAAUCACCCGGUGAGCCGACAAACGGUAUGGAUUUGCCACAGUGGGUUGCAUCUAUAGUGAAGGAAGAGUGGACUAAUGAAGUCUUUGAUUUGGAGCUUAUGAAGGAUGCACCCACCAUAGGUGAUGAGUUGCUUAACACACUGAAAUUAGCUUUACAUUGUGUCGAUCCAUCGCCAACAGCUCGUCCUGAAGUUCAACAAGUUCUGCAGCAACUAGAGGAAAUCAAGCCAGAUUUGGCUGCUGAUGAUGGAGCCAAAGCCCCACCACCAACAGAUGAAUAGAGUUCAUAGAAUAACAGUUUUUUAAAGUUCAAGAAUAAAAAGCCAUUGAGCCCAGUUUAUUACAAGGUUUUUAGGAAAUAGUCAUCAAAUUCUUUCAUUCAUUGUAUUAUUUUUUUGUUAGUGAAUGUAAAUAUAAUUUACGAGAGUAUUCUUUUUGUCUGGAAAAAUAAUGUAAUUCUUUCAAUCUGAGUUGUGUUAAAGAGUAAUGAAAUUGCAGAAGUUUAAUUAAUA
Molecule: messenger RNA, 2936 nt
Organism: Jatropha curcas
Lineage: Eukaryota; Viridiplantae; Streptophyta; Magnoliopsida; Malpighiales; Euphorbiaceae
Product: probably inactive leucine-rich repeat receptor-like protein kinase IMK2
Biological process (GO): protein phosphorylation
Molecular function (GO): protein binding; protein kinase activity; ATP binding
Source: RefSeq, a predicted model, not a curated record